AGAGCCCGAAACCGCACAAGUAUGGGUACUGAAUAGUUGUACAGUGAAGACACCAUCCGAACAACAGGCCAAUAAUCUCGUUGUACAGGGUCAGGAACAGGGGAAAAAGAUAAUUAUGGCUGGAUGUGUGUCACAGGCGGCACCAAGUGAACCGUGGCUUCAGAAUGUUUCGAUUGUUGGUGUUAAGCAGAUUGAUCGAAUUGUUGAAGUUGUUGGCGAGACGUUGAAGGGCAAUAAGGUGCGCCUGCUCACCAGAAACCGUCCGGACGCCGUUCUAAGCCUUCCAAAAAUGCGAAAAAACGAGCUAAUCGAAGUGCUCUCCAUCUCCACCGGUUGCCUUAACAAUUGCACAUAUUGCAAGACAAAAAUGGCUCGAGGAGAUCUUGUCAGUUAUCCGUUGGCUGAUUUAGUUGAACAAGCAAGAGCAGCAUUUCAUGAUGAAGGAGUUAAAGAGCUAUGGUUGACAUCAGAAGAUCUUGGUGCAUGGGGAAGAGAUAUUGGAUUAGUUUUGCCGGAUUUAUUGAGAGAAUUGGUCAAAGUGAUUCCGGAUGGAAGUAUGAUGAGAUUGGGAAUGACUAAUCCACCAUAUAUUUUGGAUCAUUUGGAGGAAAUCGCAGAAAUCCUGAAUCAUCCGAAAGUGUACGCUUUCCUGCAUAUUCCGGUGCAAAGUGCCUCAGAUGCUGUGCUCAACGACAUGAAACGAGAAUAUUCACGACGACAUUUUGAACAAAUUGCCGAUUAUAUGAUUGCGAAUGUCCCCAACAUCUACAUCGCCACAGACAUGAUUCUCGCAUUCCCGACCGAAACUUUGGAAGAUUUCGAAGAAAGUAUGGAACUUGUCCGGAAAUACAAAUUCCCAUCUCUAUUCAUCAAUCAAUAUUAUCCGAGAAGCGGUACUCCGGCCGCACGGCUCAAAAAAAUCGAUACGGUUGAAGCGAGAAAACGGACGGCCGCAAUGUCUGAAUUGUUCAGGUCGUACACAAGAUAUACUGACGAACGAAUCGGAGAACUUCAUCGUGUUCUUGUGACGGAAGUUGCGGCGGACAAACUUCACGGAGUUGGCCAUAACAAGAGCUACGAGCAGAUUCUCGUUCCCCUCGAGUACUGUAAAAUGGGAGAAUGGAUCGAAGUCCGGGUGACUGCUGUGACCAAAUUCAGUAUGAUCUCUAAGCCCGCGUCGAUUCAGGAAGAUCAGCAGCCGCUGAGCCUUAUGCACCUCUUCCCACUUGCAGUAUUCUGCCUCGUACUCAUCACUCUCUACUCGGUCGAUCGAUUCUUGUACCCGGGAUUCUUUGAAGAAUGGCUUCCGUUCUUGGCUGAUGCUCAUCAUGAUGAGCAGCAGGCCGAGAUGUGGGAGCACCACGACAACUCGGAUCCCGUUUUUUAUGAAUAAAAUCGGAUAUCGUUUUUUUUUUAAAGGAGGACUUACGAUUUUGAACGUAUAGACCCGAAAUGAGCUCGAAUGAACGAAUUUCGUAAUAAAACUUCUCAAAAAUUGUUCAAAAUUUUUUAUGGUGGUUUAAAAUUUCAAAAAAUUACAAUUACACUGAUUUUAGCUAAAAUCUCGAAUUUUGUCCACUUUUCUGUGUUGCAUCUAUCCGAUUUUGACUUUUUUUUUGGAAUUAUCAUACCUUAUUGCAUCUUUUGUUACUUUAUCUCAUUUAAUUUCGUUGAUUAAAGUAGGAGUAGCGCCAGUGGGGAAAAAAAAUUUUCUCUAAAUUUUAAAUAAUUUUUUGAAAAUUGAAAAAUCCCAGUUUUUGCCUAAUUCCUAUUUGAAUUACCGCCAAUUGGAUUUGUUCGAUGGAGCGCGCUUGUACGUUUUUAAAUUUAUUUAUUUUAUUUUUUGUUAUUUUCCACCGAUUUUUAAUGUUUUCGGUGUAUUUUUGCUCGAAUUUUAGAGAACAAGUCAAGAUAAAUGCAAAUUUUCGAUUAAAAAGCACGCUGACAGGCGUAAAUCAGUGAAGUUAAUUAAUUCAGGUUUGAAAUCGUUUAAAAUCGUUAAUUUUUCAUUUUUACGCCUGUCAGCGUGCUUUUUAAUCAAAAAUUUGCAUUUAUUUUGACUUUUUCUGUAAAAUUCGAGCAAAAAUACACCGAAAACAUUAAAAAUCGGUGGAAAAUAACAAAAAAUAAAAUAAAUAAAUUUAAAAACGUACAAGCGCGCUCCAUCGAACAAAUCCAAUUGUCGGUAAUUCAAAUAGGAAUUAGGCGAAAACUGGGAUUUUUCAAUUUUCAAAAAAUCAUAUAAAAUUUAGAACAAAUUUUUUCCCCACUGGCGCUACUCCACCUUUAAUCAACGAAAAUGAGAUAAACUACCAAAAUAUGCAAUAAAGGAUGAUAAUUCCAAAAAAAGUCAAAAUCGGAUAGAUGCAACACAGAAAAGUGGGCAAAAUUCGAGAUUUUAGCUAAAAUCAGUGUAAUUGUAUUUUUUUUUCGAAAUUUGGAGCCGCCAUAAAAAAUUUUUGAACAAUUUUUGAGAAGUUUUAUUGCGAAAUUCGUUUAUUUGAGCCAAUUUUGGGUCUAUACGUUUAAAAUUUCGUUAGUCCUCCUUUAAUCGUUCUUGUUGCUUUUACUCUGUUCUGUUUUUUUUUCUUUUUUGUUCUAAUAAAAAUCUCUUGUUUCA
This is a messenger RNA of Caenorhabditis elegans, 2620 nucleotides long. RefSeq names its product Threonylcarbamoyladenosine tRNA methylthiotransferase (gene Y92H12BL.1). Gene Ontology annotation, biological process: tRNA methylthiolation. Gene Ontology annotation, cellular component: membrane. The transcript has 5 exons. Gene Ontology annotation, molecular function: catalytic activity; iron-sulfur cluster binding; tRNA (N(6)-L-threonylcarbamoyladenosine(37)-C(2))-methylthiotransferase activity. Lineage: Eukaryota; Metazoa; Nematoda; Chromadorea; Rhabditida; Rhabditidae. The coding region runs from base 116 to 1393 and encodes 425 amino acids. The record is from RefSeq and is marked reviewed.